Mixia osmundae IAM 14324 is the source of this 927-nucleotide messenger RNA. RefSeq lists its product as uncharacterized. The transcript is spliced from 2 exons. NCBI's taxonomy places the organism in Eukaryota, Fungi, Basidiomycota, Mixiomycetes, Mixiales, Mixiaceae. The coding region runs from base 1 to 927 and encodes 308 amino acids. The record is from RefSeq and is a predicted model, not a curated record. Gene Ontology annotation, molecular function: oxidoreductase activity, acting on NAD(P)H as acceptor.
AUGCCCUUGCGAGAGCUCAAGCUCAACGACGGCAACGUCAUACCAGCCUCUGCUUCGAUAGCCUACGGUUGCGGAACAGCUUGGUACGGCGCUACCGGCAAUGACGGCAUAUCUCGUCCGCUCGUAGACGCCAUCAAGCUCGCACUCGAGACAGGCUUCACUCAUAUCGAUGAAGCGGAAGCUUACAGCAACGAAAAAUCAGCAGGCGUGGCUUGGAAAGAAGCGGGCGUGCCCAGGGAAUCCAUCUACAUCACCACAAAGGUGUUAGGUGGCAUCGGCAACAUCCAAGAGACGAUCAGACGACAGCUCAAGGAACUCCAGACUGACUAUGUCGAUCAAUAUCUCGUUCACUCACCCGCUUUCUCAAAGUUCCUCAAGGGACAAGCCAACAUACCCACCCUGUCCGAAUGCUGGGCUGAGAUGGAGGCCGUCAAAGCCGCCGGACUCGCCAAGUCGAUCGGCAUCUCCAAUUAUCGUGUGGCCGACAUCAAGGCAGUCCUCGAGCACGCCAAAGUGAAGCCGGCAGUCAACCAGAUCGAAUAUCACCCUUAUAUCACGGACACGACGUCCGACAUUGUCGAGCUCUGCCAGCGAGAAGGCAUCCUUGUCUCCGCCUAUGCACCGUCUUUACCCGUCGUCCAUCGUCCGGACGGUCCACUGAAGCCUGUCCUUGCCGAACUAGCCGAAUCUAUGAGCAAAGAGCGCGGCAAGCCAGUCACACCCGGCCAGAUCCUCCUCAAAUGGGUUCAAGCACAGGACAUCAUGCCCGUCACGACUUCUACGAAACAAUCUCGCAUGGAAGAAUACCUCGACAUUGCAAACAUUCGCAGUCUCACGCAGGAGGAAGUCCAAAAGAUCAGGACGGUCGGCAAGGAACUUCAGCACUCGCAAUACAUGAUGAAUAUGGCGCCUCUGCAAUCAAAAUGA